CCACUGACCGGAGCCCUGGAGAUCAAAGCCAACCAGGGACACUCCAUAGCACAGGUUUCUGAUGCUGAACUAAUACCUAUUCUAGAGGUGAACAACUAUAUCCGUGACCAUGGAAGCUUCAGGAGGAGAACCAUCAGACCCAAGAUCCGCCCGCAAAGUCGAAUCACCCUCCUUUGCUCCGACGCCAUUGGGACCGAAGGUCGCUCCCUCCGCCCCUAAGCCUUUCCCUUCAAAAUCUAACUCUCAGUCGCCAAUUAAAGUCGCUCAAACUUCUUCCAACAUAAAUACUGCUUCGGACCAGUCUGUCAGACCCCAGUCAGUCAGUCCGGCGAGUUCUAUUCGUGCUGUAUCAUCUAACUCGUCAGGUUCCCCUGGUUCGUCGCCUCCUCCAGGGCAGUCUUCUACACCAGUUGGUACUGUGGCUUCAGAGUCUAAACCCGCUGCGCCUGUCCAGGCACCCCAAUCGGUCAGUCCCACGACUCCUAAUGCGACUGUGUCACCAAACUCGCCAAAUGCCCCAGGUUCAUCGACCAAACUAGACAAGCCUUCUCUCCCAGUUGGUGCUGUGGCUUCUGAACCUACCCCCGUUACGCCGCCUGUCCAGACACCCAAGGCGGUUAGUCCCACGACUUCUAACCCGACCGCAUCAUCAAGCUCGUCGAGUUCCCAUGCUCCAUCGCCUACUUUGCCACCUGGUGGGUCAGGUUCGGCGUCUUCAGGGUCGAAACCGAGCACACCUAGCAAGACAGUUGCGCCGGUUGUGACCGCGUCUCCUAAACGUAAACCCACGACAUCCGGGAAAGCACUGCAGUCGGUUGGUCCCGCAUCAUCUCCUAGCCGCAACCCUACUCCUGGCCCGGCCAAACAGCCUCCCAGGAAUUCAGGGCCGAAUGGCCGUGGAAAUGAGGGCUCCCCUCGACACAACCCGCGCAGGUAUCGCUCCAACGGCGAUCGUGAGUCUGCUAUCGAAGACCCGAAAAGAGUACUGGUUACCGGCUACCCACAGUACGCGCUGGCUCCAGACCUACUGCGAGUGUUCGCCAAGUUCGGGAACGUUAAAGUGGACAGGAUCAACAACAAGGUCGCGAUUCUGUCCUACCCCACCGCGGAGGAGGCCAAGCAGGCCCUACAGGAAUCGAAGAGAGUGAACGUCUACGGCGAGUUUCUGACGGUGCGGCCCUACACCGACCAGCGCUAUACGGACCUCAACUACCGCCCGAUGAUCAACAAGUUUGACUUCCCACGGACCAAGCAGAAAUCUAUGCCGUACGACCCGAAGCAGCUAGACUUCAGCGGGGACUUCGACAGACAGCUGGAGGGACUAUUAGCUGCCGUGCGACUGUCAAAGGACGCCGUCAACAAGCUCUCUACGCUCUACACAGAUGUGGAGCGCGCGCUACAGCCCACAUGGCCGGGUUGUGUGGCCAUCCCUUUCGGCUCCAUCACGACCGGCCUCGGCGUGCGCACAAGCGAUGCCGACUGCUUCGUGCACAUUCCCGCGCAGUUCCGCAACCCGCAGAUCAAUUUCGUGCAGCGAGCUAAGCGCAUCCUACAAAUGUAUCCCGAUGUGUUUUCCGAGAUACUGUCCAUCCCUCGGGCCAACACCCCGAUCGUGAAGUUCUUCCACGUGCCGACGGAGACCAACUGCGACUUGACGUUCAAGACGCCGCUGGGCGCGCAGAACAGCAAGCUGGUGGCGUUCCUGCUGCACGCCGAUCCUCGGCUCAUUCCCAUGGCCGUCGUCAUCAAGUACUGGGCCAAGGUCCACGAGUUCUCCGGCACGGGCAAGCUGACGAACUACGCACUGACGAUGCUGAUGGUGUUCUACCUGCAGCAGCCGCCGCGCGCGCUGCUCCCGCCCGCGCGCUGGCUGCAGCGGGACCCUCAGCGGGACCGCCUGGUGGACGGCUGGAACACCGGCUUCGACGACUCGCAGGUGCGUAUAUACCUGACGAACUACGCGACGAUGCUGAUGCUGUUCUACCGGCAGCAGCCGCCGCGCGCUGGCUGCAGCGGGACCCUCAGCGGGACCGCCUGGUGGACGGCUGGAACACCGGCUUCGACGACUCGCAGGUGCGUAUAUACCUCCGCCGCGCGCUGGCUGCAGCGGGACCCUCAGCGGGACCGCCUGGUGGACGGCUGGAACACCGGCUUCGACGACUCGCAGGUGCGUAUAUACCUGACGAACUACGCGACGAUGCUGAUGCUGUUCUACCGGCAGCAGCCGCCGCGCGCUGGCUGCAGCGGGACCCUCAGCGGGACCGCCUGGUGGACGGCUGGAACACCGGCUUCGACGACUCGCAGCAGCCGCCGCGCGCUGGCUGCAGCGGGACCCUCAGCGGGACCGCCUGGUGGACGGCUGGAACACCGGCUUCGACGACUCGCAGGUGCGUAUAUACCUGACGAACUACGCGACGAUGCUGAUGCUGUUCUACCGGCAGCAGCCGCCGCGCGCUGGCUGCAGCGGGACCCUCAGCGGGACCGCCUGGUGGACGGCUGGAACACCGGCUUCGACGACUCGCAGGACUCCCUACCGCCGAGCACGAACACGGCAACGAUAGCUGAGUUAAUCGGCGGGUUCUUCGAGUUCUACUCCAUGUUCAACUUCGAGGAGAUGAUCGUGUGCCCAUACCUGGGCACGGCCGUCAACAAGAAGGCCUUCGAGCCCGCCGGCGUCGCGCCUGACGAAUUCGCGAUAUACAGGGCUAAUGUUCUCGCAGGACGGGCGUUGCCUCUGAGAGCCUCAACAUCCUUCUGCGUUCAGGAUCCGUUCGAGCAGAGCCACAAUGUAGCCUCGGCCGUCAGCCCGCGGCUCGCUGCCGAAAUCAAAGCCUACCUGAAGUUCGCCGCCAACGCCUACGAGAAAGAUAAAGCCACCGGCUGCACAAAUUUCCUACGGGAGCUGCUCCUCGAGCGACCUAAAUUCGCGCGCGUCAAGUCCAACCCGGAGUACCGAGUCAACCUUUUCCCGCGCAUCAUCGUCACGAUUAUCGAUCCCGACUGGAAGCCGAUAGUACGGGAUUGCGUGUUCGUCAUCUUCGAGAAGAUGCUUCGGAUCAAACUCGGCAAGGUUGAGGAGAAGGUGAACCUGGAUACCAAGAAAGUUAAGGAAAAGUAUAUGGGGUCGAUCACGAAGCCGGUGUGGAAGCGCAAGCAGCUGUCGCGGCUCUACAGCAUGAUCGACAUGUCUUUUGAGGAAAAGCAGACAGAGAUCACAGACGAGAUUUUAAGAUUAGAGAAACAGCACAUAUUCAGCAUGCAGUUCCAGCUGACGAUCACGUUCAGCGCCGAGCCGGCCAGCGCCGUGCUGGGCGUGCGGCUGGCCGCCGGCGACGCCAACGCCUUCCGCGACUUCGGCAAGUUCUUCAUCUCCAUGAUGCAGGGCUGGUUCCUCUGCGCGCUGCGGCCGUACGCGCGGCCGCCGGACCGCGACACGGCGGCCAAGAUCGCCGACACUGUUGCCAUGCUGGAAGCCGGCGACCUGCCCGAGGACUCCGACGAGGAGUAUUUCCCGCGCGCGCUGCUUCCCACGCGCGCCACGCUCGCCUCGCGCGCCCAGCCUGCCCCACCUGACGCCGUCUGACACCGGCUUCGCAUCGAGCGGCUCGUAGCCGGCUUGAAGAAUCGAUCCAUCGUUAGAUAUAGUGAAUACAGAUUAUUUUAUUGAUAAGCUAAGACGUUCUGUUUUUUAUCAUUAUUGUGGUUUAUAGAAACCUAUUUUAAUUUUGUAUGCGUUUCAAUUAUUGUUCCGCCUGGCCUUGACGCUUUUUCUUAGGAUUUUUUGUACUUUAUUAAUUCGUAUCGUCGUUCCAAUUAAUUUACUAUUAAAAAUUAAAUAUUCCGAUUAAUGAAAUACUUCAUCGAAUGUAAAAUGUUAAAAUUUAAGGACAUAAAAAAUUGUGCUGUUUAUUGUUUAAAUGUAGCGUUCAAUUGUAUUCCUGUUUUUACUUUUCUACGACUAUCUUUUUAUUAGAAUUAUUUUAUUACACAGACAAGAAUCCUUACUACUUUUUAGUGAAAAGGCAGCAGGGCCAGUUUUAUUUUUGUAUUAUUCGCGCCACCGCUUUCGUUCAGAAACCAUACUUGUACAUAUCCAUAGUCAAGAAGAAACCUCUCACCUUAGCCUAUG
This is a messenger RNA of Ostrinia nubilalis (European corn borer), 4129 nucleotides long. RefSeq lists its product as uncharacterized. The transcript is spliced from 12 exons. Gene Ontology annotation, molecular function: RNA binding; RNA uridylyltransferase activity. The record is from RefSeq and is a predicted model, not a curated record. Lineage: Eukaryota; Metazoa; Arthropoda; Insecta; Lepidoptera; Crambidae. Bases 110 to 3583 code for a protein of 1157 amino acids.